CCCUUUUCGAUUAAUCGACACCAAAGCGAGCCAGUGAACGGGCUUCCACGCCGUCGCGCCCGCCUCAGUUCGCCCCGGCCCACCCGCGCCUGCCUGCGCCCGCCCAGGCCCUCCAGCAUCUCGCUGCCUGCUGCUGCCGCCGGGUUGUCUCUCAGACUGUCAGAUAAAGCGACAGGCCGGUCCGGCGGGGCGGCGAGCUCGGCCCCGGCCAGACAUGGCGGCGCUCUACGCUUGCACCAAGUGCCACCAGCGCUUCCCCUUCGAGGCGCUGUCUCAGGGGCAGCAGCUGUGCAAGGAAUGUCGGAUUGCACACCCUGUUGUGAAGUGCACCUACUGCAGGACUGAGUAUCAGCAGGAGAGAUCUGUGAUUGCAUUUCAUGUAGAUGGGAAACUGCUGUGCUGGCUGUGUACACUUUCAUACAAACGUGUCCUUCAGAAGACCAAAGAGCAGAGAAAGCACUUGGGCAGCUCUUCUCGGGCCAGCCACCAGGAGAAGGAACAGUACAGCCGCUUGAGCGGUGGCAGCCAUUAUAACAGCCAGAAAACACUUUCUACAUCUUCAAUUCAAAAUGAAAUCCCAAAGAAAAAAUCGAAGUUUGAGUCAAUUACAACUAAUGGAGACAGCGAUGCUUCCUCUUACGAGCUGCUUUGUCCUAAUGUGCAGAGUGCCCCAUCCAUGUUGGUGCAAUGGGCUGCUUCCCAACAGCGUCUUGGGGCCAACCAUUUUCCUGUUCCUCCAGGCCCGGGCGUCCUGAACUUUUCCCCAGACCUGGCUCUGGACUCACCAGGCACUGAUCACUUUGUCAUCAUUGCCCAGCUGAAGGAAGAGGUGGCCACUCUAAAGAAGAUGUUGCAUCAGAAGGAUCAGAUGAUUUUAGAGAAAGAGAAGAAGAUUACAGAGCUGAAGGCUGAUUUUCAGUACCAAGAAUCCCAGAUGAGGGCCAAGAUGAACCAGAUGGAGAAAACCCACAAAGAAGUCACAGAACAAUUGCAGGCCAAAAACCGAGAGCUCCUGAAGCAGGCAGCUGCCUUGUCCAAGAGCAAGAAGUCUGAGAAGUCAGGAGCUAUAACCUCCCCGUGAUGGACCUCAGGCUGCUCCCCAGCAACAGCAGAUGCAGUCACCUGGGGGCAGGGAUGUGGACCUGGCUGUUCUGUGGGAACUGCAAGCUUUCUUAAGAAAUCUCCAUUUUAUUACAGUUGCCCUUCUUUGUGUGAUUGCAGUGGGCUGAAUGGAUCCACCUGGUCUGUGCUAUUAUGACUGCAUGCCUGAGUGUUUGGGUUGCAGGCUUGCUCCUUCAACUCGUCCUCCUCCCUCUUCUCUGUCCCUUUCUCUUUCUUCUUCCCUCCAUCCUCCUCUUCCUCUUUUUGUCUCUGUUUUGGUACUAUUCUUUGUUUUUUUUUGUGUGGUGGUCACUGCUCAGUGUUAUGUGCAGAAUGAUUUUUUUUCUGGCCAUCGUUGCAUCCUGCCAUACCCUUGAGCAAAUAGUUUGGCAUUAAGUAUCUAUCACUGCCACCGCUGAACUUUAGAAAACUGCCACCUUAAGACUUGUACAUCGGGAGAGGCUUUCUCUCUCCAAUUAACCUUUUGCUUCAGGGUAUAAUCUUGGGGUUUUUUCCAGGUAUAUUAUGUAUGAACUUUGUACUAUGUAUAGCCAGAGUUUUAUUUAUUUUUUAAAAAAGAAACUUUUUCUUGAUAAAGGAACAAUGUUAGCCUAGAUAGUUCUUGCAAAAAUGAUGCCUCUUGGGGGGAAAAAACAGUCCUGUUCUCUAGCUUUUAGUAAAAAAAUCAGAUCUUUUGUUUCUUACCUUAGAGUCUUCAAAACUGAUUACUAAGGUGAAUUCAUUGUGUAAGUAUGGAGUUAAGUGCCUUUUGGAGGGUUUCUUAGAAGAGCAUUUAAGGAGAUACUUAAGGGAGGUUGCAAAAAUUUGAAGUCUGUCCUUUUAAAUAAGGACAGAAAGAAAGGUUGUCCAGGUUGUACUGGACACUUCUCUCCCCAACCCUUUUCCUUAUUUUACAUGAUUGAUUUUAAAUCCUUACACUGCCACUUCUUUUUGCUUUUUUAACACCCUUUACUUGCUUAUCAGUUGUCAUACUGAGCUGUCGUCAGAAAACUUUUUACACAAGCAGAUUCAAAAUGGGGUCUUUGGGUUGGGGGCAUAGCUCAGUGCAAAGCUCUGAGGGUUCCAUCCUCGGUACUGAAAGAACAAACAAAAUGGAUUUUAUGAAGUACAGAGCAUUUCUGGAGUCAGUACAGGCUGGUGCAGUAUGGCUGUCGGUCUUACUGGGAGAAGUGAUGUUGCUGUACCUUCUUCCCACUCCUCUCCACCCACCCCAGCCUGUGCACUUCCUACUUUCAGUGGGAAUGUGUAGAAAACAGGUGUUCCUCAGAGGCAGUAUGGCUUCAGCCUGAGUUGCUCUGUUCUCUCUUCUCAGCCCAACAGGCAUGCAGAUUUACUUCUCCAGGAAAGGAAAUACAUUUGCAUUGGUAGCCAUGUUCUCAGGUCCUUAAUGUGAUGUUUCUGAAGUAAAGUAGGGAUGGGGGGCACUAGAGUUGAAGGUGAUCAUGAGGGCAGAUGAUGCUGUACCUCAGUCUACCAAAACUGUAGCAGUAAAUGUAACUUGUGAAAAAUCAAAGGUUCUGUAACUUAGGAUAUCAUUCGCAUUAAGUGGAGCAAUGCACAUAAAGGAUGUAGAAGUGGAUGGCUUCCUUCUGCUGAGAGAUACAAUGGACCAUGUUUAUAUAUCACCCUAGUAGGGGAUAUUAUUUUUCCUUCUAAGCAAGGGAAACUACAGUGCUAAAUAGUUUGUAACUUUUUUUUUUUUUUUUUUUUUUUUGAGACAGGGUCUUGCUUUGUAGUUCUGGCCAGCCUUGAA
Molecule: messenger RNA, 2875 nt
Organism: Octodon degus (degu)
Lineage: Eukaryota; Metazoa; Chordata; Mammalia; Rodentia; Octodontidae
Gene: Fam76a
Product: family with sequence similarity 76 member A
Exons: 9
Coding region: 215-1081 (288 amino acids)
Source: RefSeq, a predicted model, not a curated record